This is a messenger RNA of Eublepharis macularius, 4361 nucleotides long. RefSeq names its product kelch like family member 8 (gene KLHL8). The record is from RefSeq and is a predicted model, not a curated record. The transcript is spliced from 12 exons. Lineage: Eukaryota; Metazoa; Chordata; Lepidosauria; Squamata; Eublepharidae. The coding region runs from base 355 to 2205 and encodes 616 amino acids. Gene Ontology annotation, molecular function: protein binding.
UCUGAGGGCGCAUGCGCGUCGGCUCACGUUAGUGUCCCGUGUUGUCGGUUGUGUCCUCCGAAGUUUACGUGGCGUGUGGCUUGGAGUCAGGUAACGGUCGAGAGGCAGCCGCACCUCUUCAGACCAACAUGGCUACCCACCUGAAACGAUCUUCAAGGACUCAUUUGGUUUAGCUGUGGUUGUACUUCAGUGUUAUGAGACCAAAAGGGUAAACGGCCAGGCCGUUGGUAUGGCAAUGGAAACUGAAACCAUUGAGUCUGAAUUCUUCUUCCGGUUGGUCUGGUUGUUGCUGAAGAUUUAUUGUGUGUCUUUUCAUGGAGACUGCUGACGAACUUGGAAGGAGGCAGUUAGCCAAUGGCUUCUGACUCCAUGGUCCCAGAGCAAGCGGAGCGUCGUGUGGCAAAAGGGAAGAGGCAGCAUCAGCAGGAAAAGUCAUCGCUGAAUAACGAUGGGGAAGACGAAACAUUUGUAUUUGAAGCAAACGAAGCUUGGAAGGAUUUUCACAGCUCUCUCCUUCGCUUUUACGAAGCUGGGGAACUUUUUGAUGUCACGCUGAAGGUGGGGUCAAAAUUGAUUUCCUGUCACAAGCUAGUGCUGGCUUGUGUUAUUCCUUAUUUCCGAGCCAUGUUUCUUUCUGAAAUGGCUGAAGCCAAGCAGACGUUAAUUGAGAUCAAAGAUUUUGAUGGUGAUGCCAUAGAAGAUCUGGUGAAAUUUGUCUAUUCAUCUCGGCUGACCCUGACAGUUGACAACGUCCAGCCCCUCUUAUACGCUGCUUGCAUCCUUCAGGUGGAGGUAGUGGCCAAAGCUUGCUGCGAGUACAUGAAAUUGCACUUCCAUCCCUCAAACUGCCUGGCAGUGCGGGCCUUUGCAGAGAGCCACAACCGCAUUGACUUGAUGGACAUGGCUGAUCGCUACGCCUGUGAACAUUUUGCCGAGGUUGUGGACUGUGAAGACUUUGUGAGCGUGUCACCUCAGCACCUUCAUAAACUGUUGUCCUCAAAUGACCUCAGCAUUGAGAGCGAAAAGCAGGUCUACACUGCUGCUAUUAAAUGGCUUCUUGCCAAUCCUCAGCAUCACGCCACGUGGUUAGAUGAAAUACUCGCUCAGGUGCGUCUGCCUCUUUUGCCCAUUUGUUUUCUGAUGGGUGUAGUGGCAAAAGAAGAGAUCGUCAAACAGAACCUAAAAUGCCGGGACUUGCUGGAUGAAGCAAGAAACUACCACCUUCACUUGAGCAGUCAUACAGUGCCAGACUUUGAAUACUCCAUCCGAACUACACCAAGGAAACACACGGCAGGAGUCCUUUUCUGUGUUGGUGGUCGUGGUGGAUCCGGUGACCCAUUUCGCAGCAUUGAAUGCUACUCAAUAAAUAAGAACAGCUGGUUUUUUGGCCCUGAAAUGAACAGUAGAAGAAGGCACGUGGGUGUCAUCUCUGUGGGAGGUAAAGUCUAUGCUGUGGGAGGCCAUGAUGGAAAUGAACAUCUGGGAAGUAUGGAAAUGUUUGAUCCUCUCACAAAUAAGUGGGUGAUGAAAGCAUCUAUGAAUACCAAAAGGAGGGGAAUUGCUCUCGCCUCUCUCGGAGGCCCCAUCUAUGCCAUAGGAGGGCUUGAUGACAACACUUGCUUCAGCGAUGUGGAGAGAUAUGACAUAGAAUCUGAUCAGUGGAGUGGAGUGGCGUCGAUGAACACGCCUCGGGGUGGUGUGGGCUCCGUGGCUCUUGUGAACUACGUAUACGCUGUUGGUGGGAAUGAUGGGGUAGCUUCCCUUUCCAGCGUGGAGAAAUAUGAUCCUCAUCUGGACAAAUGGAUAGAAGUAAAAGAAAUGGGUCAGCGGAGAGCUGGCAAUGGGGUUAGCGAGCUCCACGGCUGCUUAUAUGUAGUAGGUGGCUUUGAUGACAAUUCUCCACUGACCUCUGUAGAGCGAUUCGACCCUCGCAGUAACAAGUGGGAGUAUGUAGCUGAGCUUACAACUCCUCGGGGUGGAGUUGGCAUAGCAACAUUAAUGGGGAAAAUAUUUGCUGUUGGCGGUCACAAUGGAAACGCUUACCUGAAUACGGUGGAAGCCUUUGAUCCAGUGGUGAACAGGUGGGAGCUUGUGGGGUCUGUGUCCCACUGCAGAGCUGGAGCUGGUGUAGCCGUGUGUGCGUGCCUGGGCAGCCAAAUCCGUGAUGUGGGUCAGGGUUCCAGCAAUGUGGUGGAUUGCAUGUGAAUUUGGAUUCAGAUCUCUCCUAAUGUUGCAAGGCUUCAAAAACCCGAGGAACUCCCUAAAUCAAUAUUUGUAAAUAUUCAGGGGUGCUUUUGUAUGAGAGUUUGAAUAACUGGCAGCUUUUAAAGGCUCGGCAACAAGGUCUCAGUGACUGUACAGGGCAUAAUGCCAAGGAGUACUUAAGAAAUUGGAGGACUUCUGUUCUGCAGCCUCUUGUACCUUAACCAAGGGGGGCUUGGUGGUGCUGAAAGUGUUCCUUGCAUAUUUCAAACUGGUGAACUUUUCUCAGACAUGUCCCCGAAAUGUUGAUACUUGAGCGCUUAAAUCUCUGAAGGAUGUUCCGGUUAAAAAUAACCACUGCAUUUAUGAGUAAGCAUGUUCUACUCUAAUGCUAUGCAAACUUGAACUGGAUUGAUGGACUCUGGCCUCUUGAAAAAUGUAAUGUCGUAAAGCUCUUGUAAACUGACAUGUUGUUUGCCAGAGAGAAGCACCAAAUAACCAUUAGUCUUGUUGACGUCCAUUCCAGUCACCAAAAACCUAAAGCAUAAGCUUACUUUUGCCUCAGCCAGAUUUGUAUGGCAUGUAACCACCGUUGGGCAUGCCUUCUGGUAAAAGCUUGCGACAAAAGCUAGGGAAGCACACUUUUCAGUUUAAAUGGAAGACGUGAUUGCUGAUGACGUCAGACCUGAGCUUUUCCAUUACAGACCAUCCCCAUUUGGAAUGGUUAAUUUUGUUGCUCACGACCUCUGUUUAUUAAGGGUCUUGAUUGGUAUUGUGGCUGCCAGGUUUUUAAACGUUGCAUCUCUUAUCAUAGAACGCUCCGUUCUCAGAUCCUCAAACGGUGUCGUUUAUCCUGCAUGCAUUCUUAGGCUAUGUGUGAGCCAUAACUAGAAGACGUGCAUCAUUGUAAUCAGGUAAGCGUCUCAGACAAUCAUUCGGCUGCUACGUAGGAGAUGGCCUUUUCGGACGUGUGUUAUCUGGCCUUGAAAUGACUCUUCCAGUCGGUUGCACUCCUCAAACCACUUGACUGUGCGUUGUGCUUGGGGAGUGAUCACAGAGGUUGUUUGCAUUAAUGAUUAUUUGGAACCGGACCGUCUUCCUUUGAAUGAAAGAGACUUUUUUUUUUUGGUGGGGAGAGGUGUGACUAAAGGAAGGGUGUAUAUAUUCCAACCCAACAGGAGCCCAACAACAACAAAAAAUCAGUGCUGCAAAUCGGUGGUGGUGGUUUAAAGCGCUGUCCUGAUAGUGACUUUGCACACAUGUAUCUUCACACCCUGCAAUUCAUUACAGGAGUCCAGGUUCCCUGCAGAACGGGCUGUGCUAGGGAAACACGGCCACAGCAUUUCAUCUGCAUACCCUUUGCUUACUGUUGGAGUUGCCAGUGUUUUGGAGUGCCACCAUCAGAGACCUGACCAGGCCUUAGAUUGGCUGGAAAGUGCCCUGCUGUUGUUACGCAGGGGGAGAUGCAGCUGCUGGUAAGAAGCAUUGUUAAAUAUGCCCGGUUGGCUAUUGGAAAGAAAAAAGGAAUUGUGGCUUUCCUUCAGACUGGAUGAAAAUUUCCUUUGAAGAAAAAUAACAGUGCGUAUACUAAAGAUAAGCGUGUUUGUUUAAUGUAGGCAGUCCUUCCUCUCCACCCUUGCUCUUCUUCCUUGUCAGAAGUCAUCUGGUUGUCCUUUUUUUCUGUGUGUUGGUUGUCGUGCUUUGCAGCUGUGUUACAUGAGACUGUGAACAGCUGAAGUCAUAAGAAUUGGCAUCAGGCCCUGGUCCUUAAGGCAAACAGAACCUGAAGUGGCAGCAGCUCACAAGCCAAGCCCUGCAAAGCGUGGGCGGACUGGAGCUGACCAACUCUAAAGGCGACCCCUUGUGAUGGGGGAGCCGGACGCGACCCAAGCGGCGUUCCCAAACCAUUUUGGAUGGGUGGGGCUGGUCUGUGGCAAGGUCCAGAAUAAGAAUGUGUUUCUUAGAGAAACAGUUACGUAAUGAUUCUCUGUGUUCAGCACCACUGUGUGUCUGUCGUCAGAUCACAAAGCACACAUUACUGCUUAAUUAUCACAUUGCCACUUUGAGAAUCUGUUUUUGUAUUAGUCUGUGGUAUCCAGUGGACAAAAUGCAGAAUGAAGUGGUGAAUGGUGGUGUAUGAGAACCAUUAUAAUAAAAAC